UUAACAGACACGUGUAAGUUUUUUUUAUUCACCACACGAUUCCCAUGUAUCUCUUCUCUUCUCUCCCCCUUCCCAAUCCCUUCUUCACACUUAAAACCCCGAUUGUUGCAGAAUUGGAGUUGGGAGAGAGAAGCGGAAAGCUCGAGGAGGAGAGAAGAAGCAUCAAUGGUGACGGCGACGGACGAUAGCGACUCCUCCGGGAGAAUCAGAGUAGAUGAUGAUGAUGAUGAUGGUGCUGAGAGUCUAGUAGAGGGUUUGGAUGAGAAGUUGAAUCAUCUUAAAAUGAAGAUUCAAGGAGAAAGAGUUAGGUCGAUUCAAGAGAGAUUUGAGGUUAAUAAAAAUAAAGUGGAUGUUCUUCAUGUUACUAUUCCCUUUUCGUCUAACGGAGGGGAGGAUGAUAGCGAUGUGUUUUGUUCGAGGAUGGAGAAACCGUUAUGCAAGUUAACUGGGUUUCCUCAUGGGGUGGCAGAGAGAGACUAUGUUCCUACUAAGGAUGUUGUAUCGGGGAGUGUCAGGCUUCCUAAUGCUGAGAGGAUACCUCCAUACACUACCUGGAUAUUCUUGGACAGAAAUCAAAGAAUGGUUGAAGAUCAGUCUGUGGUUGGUCGGAGACAAAUCUACUAUGAUCAACAUGGUGGAGAGACGCUGAUAUGUAGCGAUAGCGAAGAAGAACCUGAACCUGAGGAAGAAAAACGUGAAUAUUCUGAGGGUGAAGACUGCAUUAUAUGGUUGAUUGGGCAGGAGUAUGGCAUGGGUGAGAAAGUGCAGGAUGCUCUCUCCCAGUUCCUCACCUUAGAUGCUUCGGAAAUUCUGGAAAGGUACAAUGAGCUAAAGCUGAAGAAUGAACAGAAUGCGGAGGCCUUCUCUGAUUCUGGAUUCAAGCUGGGGAUAUCUCUGGAAAAGGGCCUUAGUGCUGCUCUAGAUUCUUUUGAUAAUCUUUUUUGCCGCCGUUGCUUGGUGUUUGACUGUCGUCUGCAUGGAUGUUCUCAGCCUUUGAUUAGUGCUAGUGAAAAACAGCCUUAUUGGUCUGACUAUGAAGGUGAUAGGAACCCCUGCAGCAAAUAUUGUUACCUCCAGGCGGUCAGAGAAGUACCAGGAGGAAGCAGUAACUUUGCAUCUAAAACGGAGGAGAAAGCGUCAGAAGAAGGAUGCAGCAACGUUGUCUCCUUUGAUGACCCUCAUGAUGCUGGUGGUGGUGUGAAUCUGCCAGUAGAUUCAUCCUCUGGUAUAGAGCAAGACAACAAAAUUAGGGAAAAGCGUGAGGCUCCAAGACUAGAAGACUCCAGUGAUCUGCCUAAUUUAUCAAACAAGAAACAGAAGACUGCAGUCUCAGAUACAAAAAUGCCAUUUGUCAAUCCUAUAUCUAGACUAGAGGGUGAUCAAGGUGGAAAAUCUGAAACAAGUGAAGUAAAUAAAGACUCAGGAGCUAGCUUAAAGGAAUUAGCUGAGCAUAUUCCAGAUAAAACAGUCCAUGAUGGUGGUUUCUCAUCUUUUCAGCCAGAACAUGGCAGUGGAAAGGGGACAAUGAUUAUUGCAGAAAUGUCUGAGACAAGUCAACCAUCUACAGAGUGGAAGCCUAUUGAGAAGGAUCUUUACUUGAAGGGAGUCGAAAUGUUUGGGAGAAACAGCUGUCUUAUUGCAAGAAACCUGCUUUCUGGAUUGAAGACAUGCCUAGAUGUCUCCAGUUACAUGCGUGAAAACGAAGUUUCAGUCAUUCGGAGGUCUAGCACUCCAAAUUUGCUGUUGGAUGAUGGCAGGACUGACGCAGGGAAUGAGGAUGAUGAGGUGCCUCCAAGGACAAGACUGUUCCGAAGAAAAGGCAAAGCCCGGAAGCUGAAAUACUCCACAAAGUCUGCUGGUCAUCCAUCCGUCUGGAAAAGAAUAGCCGGCGGCAAAAACCAGUCAUGUAAGCAAUACACACCAUGUGGAUGCCUGUCAAUGUGCGGAAAGGACUGCCCUUGUCUAACUAAUGAAACUUGCUGCGAGAAAUACUGCGGGUGCUCGAAAAGUUGUAAAAACCGUUUCCGAGGAUGUCAUUGUGCAAAGAGUCAAUGCAGAAGCAGGCAGUGUCCCUGCUUUGCCGCUGGCAGAGAAUGCGAUCCAGAUGUUUGCAGAAAUUGCUGGGUUAGUUGUGGAGAUGGUUCUCUGGGAGAAGCACCAAGACGCGGAGAAGGCCAGUGUGGAAACAUGAGACUUCUCCUGAGGCAACAGCAGAGGGUAUACUAUCAUCAUCAUCAUCAUCCAUCUUCAAAAAGGGAUUUUAUAUUGUUGAUAAAAUCUAUUUUUUUUCAUGUGUUAUUUCACCAGAUCCUCUUGGGUAAGUCUGAUGUUGCUGGAUGGGGUGCGUUUCUAAAGAACUCGGUCAGCAAAAAUGAGUAUCUGGGAGAAUACACUGGUGAAUUGAUCUCACACCGUGAGGCAGAUAAGCGUGGGAAAAUAUAUGACCGUGCAAAUUCAUCCUUCCUCUUUGACUUGAAUGACCAGUUCGUCCUCGAUGCUCAACGUAAAGGAGACAAGCUGAAGUUUGCCAAUCACUCAGCAAAACCCAAUUGCUACGCGAAGGUGAUGUUUGUGGCGGGAGAUCACAGGGUGGGAAUAUUUGCAAACGAGCGAAUAGAAGCGAGUGAGGAGCUGUUCUAUGACUACAGAUAUGGACCAGACCAAGCACCAGCUUGGGCUCGCAAACCUGAAGGCUCCUCUAAGAAAGAUGAUUCAUCCAUUACUCAUCGUCGAGCCAGAAAGCACCAAUCUCAUUGAUUUUAGAGGUUAAAAAUGAAUUUAGAAUAAAAAGAAGAGAGGCUAAAUGUUAAAGAUCAUAUGUAAAAUAUGAUAUUGAAGUUAACCUUUUAUUUUCAAGUUGGAACUUUCAUCUAUUGUAUAGGGGAUUAUGAAUUAUUGGGGUCAUUAUGAAAAUGUUUUCCUUUAUUAGAAA
This is a messenger RNA of Brassica rapa (field mustard), 2932 nucleotides long. Its product is annotated as histone-lysine N-methyltransferase EZA1. Gene Ontology annotation, biological process: heterochromatin formation. Gene Ontology annotation, molecular function: histone H3K27 methyltransferase activity; chromatin binding; protein binding. The record is from RefSeq and is a predicted model, not a curated record. Gene Ontology annotation, cellular component: PcG protein complex; nucleus. NCBI's taxonomy places the organism in Eukaryota, Viridiplantae, Streptophyta, Magnoliopsida, Brassicales, Brassicaceae.